Molecule: messenger RNA, 928 nt
Organism: Arabidopsis lyrata subsp. lyrata
Lineage: Eukaryota; Viridiplantae; Streptophyta; Magnoliopsida; Brassicales; Brassicaceae
Product: hypersensitive-induced response protein-like protein 1
Exons: 5
Coding region: 273-833 (186 amino acids)
Source: RefSeq, a predicted model, not a curated record
UCAUAUUACACUGUCUUUGCAAAUGGGUUCUUAGGGCUCACGUAGAUAGAUGUUGUUGUUUAAGAGCUGAAAAACAUUGCAGAAAUAUGGUUUGCUAUUUUUUUGAAUGAUUGUGUCUUCUUCAUCUAGUUAAGUCAUGUUUGUCAAUAUCUGUGUGAAUCUCACUUUCCCUUUGUAAAACAAAACAAAGAUCGAUGAUUUGAUUUCUUUAGAGUGAAAAGGAAAGGAUUGAAAUUUUUGGAUUUUUGUUGUAAAAAAUUGUGGAAAACAGGAUGGCUAAGUUCUUUGGUUGCAUCCAAGUUGGAGAAUACACACGUGCAAUCAGUGAAAAGAGAGGCAAAUUCCAUAAGGAACUCAAACCUGGAUGCCACUGUCUUCCGUGGUUUUGUGGUUACCGAAUCGUUGGUCGUGUCUCAAUGAAAAUCCAAUACCUUGUGGUUAGGUGUGACUGCAAAACAAAGGAUGAUGUAUUUGUCACUGUUGUGGCUUCGAUUCACUAUGGAGUUUUGGAUGUCCCUGAUAAGAACAAUGGAAAGAAGGCAUUUUAUGCCCACAGUGAUCCAAAGAGCUUAAUUGAGGCUCAUUCGUUUAGUGCUGUCAAAACCGCUAUCUCCAGUUACACUUUUGAUCAACUCUUUGUGAAGAAAGACGACUUGGCUGUUACUGUUAAUGAGAAGCUAACUGAGAACAUCUCGGCUGAUUACGGAUUUGGCAACUUCAAAACGCUCGUUCUCGAUAUUGCUCCAGAUGAGUACGCCAAACGAAUCAUCAGAUUGACAAACGCAGCUCCCAAGAUGGCAGUGGCAUUGACCGGAGCAACGUUUCCAAAGUAGGAUCAAAUCACCCAAAAAAGAAAGAAUCGAAUUUUGCGUUAACUACAAAACUUUUUCUUUGUCGGCAAUGGUUUUUGAUAUUUCAUCUUAUGUCA